AUGGCGGGCGAGCUUGAGGGUGCUAAGCCGCUGAGCGGGUUGCUGAGCAGCCUGGCUCAGGACGCUUUCCAUGGGCACCCGGGCAUCACGGAGGAGCUGCUGCGGAGUCAGCUCUAUCCGGAGGUGCCACCUGAGGAGUUCCGCCCCUUUAUGGCGAAGAUGAAGGGGAUUCUUAAGUCUAUUGCAUCUGCAGACAUGGAUUUCAACCAGCUGGAGGCAUUCUUGACUGCUCAAACCAAAAAGCAAGGCGGGAUCACAUCUGACCAAGCUGCUGUCAUUUCCAAAUUCUGGAAGAGCCAUAAGACAAAAAUCCGAGAGAGCCUUAUGAACCAGAGCCGCUGGGACAGUGGGCUUCGGGGCUUGAGCUGGAGAGUUGAUGGCAAAUCGCAGUCAAGACACUCAGCUCAAAUGCACACUCCUGUUGCCAUAAUGGAGCUGGAAAUAGGGAAAAGUGGACAGAAUCCCGCCCAGGGCUGGGUGCACACACGCUCCGCCCCUGGGCGCGCCCCGCCCCUGGAGCACGCCGCUGCGCUCGGCCCAGGGACUCGCAGCGGCGCGCGGACGUGCGGCCGGCGGGUAAAGAAAUGGCGAGGGCCGGGCGGGGCGGAGUGCGGCCGGCCGCCAGGGGGCAGCCGCGCGUCUGCGGGCCGCGGCCGGCUGGAACCGGUCUGGCCGGAAGUUGGGGCGGUGCCUCGGCUUCCGCUGCUACGCGCCACGUGGCCGGCCGGGAGGGCCGGGAGCAAACAACAAGAUGGCGGUGGCGGGGGGGAGGGGGCGGGCUCUUCGGGGGCCCCUGAGGACACGGGUCCCUUAAGGAUGGCGUUGGGUGGGCGGCAUGGGCUGAGUGCUGCGAGGUCCCUUUUGUCUAAAGUCCGAGGUCACCCGGCCGGGCCUGCACAGGGCCGCGGGUAG
Molecule: messenger RNA, 912 nt
Organism: Globicephala melas (long-finned pilot whale)
Lineage: Eukaryota; Metazoa; Chordata; Mammalia; Artiodactyla; Delphinidae
Source: RefSeq, a predicted model, not a curated record